CGGACCGGAUCUUGUCGGAUUAACCCGGUCAAACACGAACCCCGAUUGAACCGAGCCAUAAACCUAUCGGAUUUGUCGCAUGGAAACGCCGGCCACGCCCACUUCGCCCUAAACCCUCGCGACUCUUCUCUCGCGCCGCCUAGCCUUCUCGUCUACGCCUCCGGCCGCCGACGCCUUCCGCUGCCCCGCUCCUUCUCCUCAUCCUCUUCUACAGCUGGUCGAAGGUUUAGAAAGUUCAGGAAUUGGGUUUUCUGUGCCAUGGCUCCCGCUCAAGCCUUAUCAGGAGUCAGCGACGAAGGAAAACCUGAUGUUUCUGUGAAAUAUGAGAACAGGGAAUCGGUGGAUGCAAAAGAUGUAUCUGGAAUCUUGUGUGUGAACAAAGGCGAAGACAGUUUGUUAUGUGUCGGUACCUCGAGUGCGCCUACAAAGGCUGAUUUUAACUUGCAUGAGGGAAAACUGGAUGUAGUCGUGAAAUCUGAGAAGAGGGAUUUGGUAGAUGCCAAAGACUUGUCAGGAUUGAUGUGUUCAAACAAUCGAGAAGACAGUGUGUUCCAUGUUGGGUCCUCAACUGCCCUGACAAAGGUCAAUGAGGUCAUGAAUGAGGAAAUUGACAUCAUAGAUUGUACUGCCAGCACCGUUGUCAAGACAGUGAAAGAUGAAGACCAGGAUGCCACUGAGCAUUCGAGCUCGUUUGGGGACACUUUCUCUGGGUCAGACAGUGAGUUGAAGCAGGAUCAUGGGGAUAUGGAAAUAGAAUCCCCCUUUUUUCCUUCAAAUGAGGACCCUGCUGCUAUUGAUGGAUUUAACAGGGUUUUUAAGAAGAAGAAAGUGAGUGCUCACUGGAGAAAAUUUAUCAGCCCUCUCAUGUGGAGGUGCCAAUGGUUAGAAUUGCGCAUGAAAGAAUUGCUCUCACAAGCUUCAAAGUAUGAUAAGGAGCUUGCUGCAUACAAGCAUGAAAAGGAACUACAGUCAAAGAUGAUCGAGUUAGAUAGUUCUGUCUCUAGAGCAGUGCCGUUGACAUCUCAAACCCAUUGGAGAGGAGCCAUGAAAAGGAGGAAGAGAAAAAGAAAUGAAGACAAAGUUGACCUGUCAUCAUAUAUGUCAAAUCAUGUUGUGUUCUCUUAUUAUGAAAAUAAAAGAACAGAUACAGAUGGCCACUCAGUUGAUGAUGAUUGUGGUGAUUUAGCAGAGGAUAACAUUAGGGGCAAUGAUGAUAAUGACUGGUUGCUUGGCUUGAAAGGCUGUGAUAGUUCUCUUGAACAGAUUCUUUUGAACAUUGAAGCUGUCCAAUCUAGAGUUACAAAGUUGAAGACUCUUCUCAACAAUUGCAUCUGCAGAAAUGCCAGAGAGAUUUCUUCUGGCAAUUUGUUUCUGGGAGAUGUUCCUGCCGGCUAUGCUCAAAAUGUUAGUGAUUCACCUAGAAAUAACACAGAUUCAAUGCCAGCUGGAUUGCUGGGUAGUCCACCCCAUCGUGUAUCUGAGUAUGAGAUGGAGGAUAUGGUUAUGCCUGAAAGUGCAGCUUCAAGCUAUGGGGAUGCUGCUGAUCUUGAUAUUAUUGAAAGCACGGUUGGUGGUCUGUUGUCUGCUGAUGCAUCCCUGGAUCAGGAUCGUAUCAGAGACCUAUGCAGAGAUAGUGCAGAUGACAUUUUGAUAGAUAACCAAGUAGCUGAAAAUGAUUAUCAGAACUUUAAGAAAGUCAGCCAUGCAACAGAGGAACUUCAAGAGAUGAUAAAGACACAAGCUGAGACCCAUUCUGGAGAUGAGAGCACGGCCCCUAAGGACUCAAUGCCAGAACCAGGUCCAGCAACAGAAAAUGUUGAUAUGCCACAGCAGCCGGUUCUGAAGCCCUGCUACACAGGAAAAAAGAGAGGACGAAAGCCCAAGAAGAAGCGACGGGGAGGUUCAGUUGCUGGUUCUGGACCUCCGAGGAGCGAGAAGCUUCAUGUUUCCGGUCCUUCGAAGAGCGAGAAGCUUCAUGGUUCUGGUCCUUCAAAGAGCGAGAGGCCUCAAGGCUCUGGUCCUUCCAGGAGUGAGAGGCUUCAAAUCACUGUUCCAUUGAGGAGUGAGAGGCUUAAGAAACGAAGAUUGUCCAGCAAAAAUACUUGAGUUUGUAUUGGAGUGUCUGAUCGUAUCAUCGAGGGGAUUUUUUUUUGUUCUAGUGCCUGGUUUGAUUUCUCUUUUCCCAGUAUGUCCUGGUACACUUAUCAGGUUAAAUUUGUAUAUUGUCGGACAACUGAACCACUCCUGUUAUAGAAUGUAUCUGGUAGUUUUCGCCAUCCAAA
This is a messenger RNA of Musa acuminata subsp. malaccensis (wild Malaysian banana), 2282 nucleotides long. RefSeq lists its product as uncharacterized. The record is from RefSeq and is a predicted model, not a curated record. NCBI's taxonomy places the organism in Eukaryota, Viridiplantae, Streptophyta, Magnoliopsida, Zingiberales, Musaceae.